Molecule: messenger RNA, 2123 nt
Organism: Anopheles arabiensis
Lineage: Eukaryota; Metazoa; Arthropoda; Insecta; Diptera; Culicidae
Product: F-box/LRR-repeat protein fbxl-1-like
Exons: 3
Coding region: 218-2047 (609 amino acids)
Biological process (GO): SCF-dependent proteasomal ubiquitin-dependent protein catabolic process
Cellular component (GO): SCF ubiquitin ligase complex
Molecular function (GO): protein binding
Source: RefSeq, a predicted model, not a curated record
ACACACGUUUUCGGGACACUCUCAGUUUUAGUCGAUCCUCAUUCACUGACCCGUUCAGUUCGGAAAGAUAGUGCGGACGUGUUCUUGUGUGAAGGUGAAACUUGGCGCUUGGCACAGAAUUUGUUUGGGUCGUGCCAAAGCAGAAUACCGGUAAAAGUGUCACGAGAUCUGUGUUGUGUGCUGGGUGUUGUUUUGAUUGUCCGGAUUCUACCACGAAAUGGCAUUAGCUCGGCUGGUAGAACGAAUCGAGCGAACGCUGUACGUGCACUACGAGGAUAGCUUUGUUUACUUCUUCGAGCCAAACUUUGAAGCACUGCCACCGGAGCUCCUGAUCAAACUGUUCCAGUACCUCAAUCCAAGUGAUCGCAGUGCAGCCGCACUCGUCUGCCGCUCCUGGUACGAUGCGUUCCGCUACAUCGAGUUCCAGCGUGCCGUUCGGCUUCACAUCCACGACAUAGAGUUUGUUGACAAUGGGCAUCCGCUAAACAAACUGAUGACAUCCUUUCGCUACUUCACCGACGUCCGCAUCACGAAGGUAGUGUUCGGCAACAAGAGCGAGUUCUGGAGCGAGUUCGGCGACGGCAUCGAGGAGCUGACGUUCGACAACUGUGUCAUCUGGAAGCACAAGCUCGUCUCGAUCCUGAAGUACAUGCCCCGGUUGCGCCGCCUGCACGUCCUAAACUGUCCCGAUCUGUUCAAAGCGUGGAAGCUGAUCGAGAACACCACGGUCACGUGGAAUCUCGUCAUGCCCGAGCUGCGGCACCUUAGUUUGGCGCGCAACAAUCGCUUCCAGGACUUUCACUUCGACCAGCUGGUACAGCUUGCACCGCGGCUAGAUUCGCUCGACGUGUCGGAGUGUUUCAGCAGCAUCGAGGCGCGGCAGCGCGUACUCAUGCUGAAUCACAUUCUCGAGUUUGUGCGAACGACCUGCGAUCGGUUGCGCCAUCUCUUCCUCGCCGGUACACCGAUCGACAAUGUGUUUCUCCGCGGCCUGGCCGACAUUCGCGCCCUCUCACUGCGCAGCCUGGCGCUGAUGGUGUGCGAAAAGAUUCCCACCAACGAGCCGGGCAUUAUCGAUCUGCUGCGUGCUCAAACGGGGCUCACCCAUCUCGAUCUGUCCAAGUCGCUGGCGCUGAACGACUACGCACUGAUACAGAUCUCCCGCUCGAUUCCGCAGCUCGAGACGCUCAUCCUCAACCGGUGCUGGAUGAUUACCGACUACGGCAUUACGGCGAUCAAAAGUCUGGUACGGUUGCGGCACAUCGAUCUAACGAACUGCGAGCGCAUUACCGAUGCCGGGCUGGUGGGCGGCCUGUUCACACACAAUCGCCGCAACGUGCGCAAGCUGUACCUGGGCCUGCUGACCAACAUGAGCGAUGCGGCACUCACGAAGGUGUCGUUCGAGUUCUGCGACCUGGUCGUGCUCGAUCUCGGCGGCUGCUCGAACAGCAUCAACGAUCUGUCGAUACAGUACAUCUUCUACCACAUGACGAAGCUGCAGGAGCUAAAUUUAGACUGCUGUGCGAAGAUUUCGGAUGCCGGCAUCACCGGUGUCAACCUUGAGGAGAAAGCAUUCGCCAUCUGGGACAUCGAGCUAUCGUUCUCCAUUGCCGAUCUUAUCGGCCUGCGAUCCCUCAAACUAGCUGGCUGCUACAAAAUCACCGACUACUCCUUCGAGCGCUGCUUCAACUUCAAGGAGCUGAAGGAGAUCAGCUUGGCCCGGCUGCUGCAGAUCAGCGACCAUGGCAUCGAACGACUCGCGCUCGGCUGCCCUUCGCUCGAGGUCGUCGAUUUCAGCGAGUGCCGCACGAUCACGGACCGCUGCAUCGAGAUCAUCACCAAGUGCGAGCCACGGCUAACCACACUGAAGCUCCAGAACUGCACGCAGAUCACGGACAAGGCGAUCCGGCAUAUCGUGGAGAACUGUCGCGUACUGCGCGUACUGAACAUACGCGGCUGCAUUAACAUUUCAUCGUACGCGGAGAAAAAGCUGUCGGCAGUGAAAUCGUUGCGAUAUCUGCACGGAACCACACCGGAAGUGAUCUAGGGGAGGAGGGGGGUGUGCACGAUGGAAGGUGUUGUAAAUUGUGUUUAUUUAGGUAAAUAAAUGUUUUUCGAAAGUG